Messenger RNA from Coprinopsis cinerea okayama7#130, 1741 nucleotides. RefSeq lists its product as hypothetical. Gene Ontology annotation, biological process: peroxisome organization. Lineage: Eukaryota; Fungi; Basidiomycota; Agaricomycetes; Agaricales; Psathyrellaceae. The transcript is spliced from 5 exons. Bases 410 to 1741 code for a protein of 443 amino acids. Gene Ontology annotation, cellular component: peroxisomal membrane. The record is from RefSeq and is a predicted model, not a curated record.
GACAAUGGCGACGCUCGACUACGUCGACAUCCCGCCAGGCGCAACUCGUCUGCGCUCAAGCCGCAGCGCAACUUCGACGGACAUUAGGCCAGCCCCAGCUGUAUUCACGUCGCUCCCCAAUCCCGAUGCAUCGUCGUCCUCGAACAAUGGUUUCAACCCUGGCCAUCGAGCCCGGAUGUCAUCUUUGUCGCUGAGCGCGGGCGUUGGAGGUUUAGCGUCGCCCACACUGGGAUUCAUACCCCAGCUCUUACUCUCCUCGUCCUUCCCUGGGCUUAACACCGAUUCCUCACACGACGAUUCGAAUGGGAGUUCAGCAGGAGGAGACCCGGUCGUUUCGAAUCCACGACAAAAACUCGACCCGGAGAAGUAUACGUUGUUAUCUACGAAGGACCCGCUAUCGUUACCGAUAAUGACCAACAACUUUAAACGAUUUGUAUCCAAGAUUGGGCCUGUGUUUUGGUUGCAAGACCGGAUUGAGGAGAUCGUUCUCUGGAAACGAGGGUGGAAGGUCACGCUAACUUGGAUGGCUUUAUACGCUUUCUUAUGCUAUUUCCCUAAAUUCGUACUUCUCCUUCCACAUGCAGCAAUAAUCGGGAUUAUCCUAUCAACAUACCCUUAUCCUCCUUCAGGGAGCCCAUUCUCACUGAACACCUCCGCGCCCUCUUCAUCCGACCCAAAUGGCCAAGAUACAGCGCACCUCCACGCGCCAGCGACGGCACCUGAAGGCUCUAUACCCUGGCAAGCCAACAUCCAAGGUAUCCAAAACCUAAUGGGAGCGGUCUCGGAUUUAUUCACAGCAGUCGAACCCUACGUCUACCAUUUUGUCUUAACACCCGCCCACCUGCGCGAACCACCUUCCUCCCGUACUUCCCGCUCCACCACCUCAACAGCGUCAGGGGGCCAAUCCUCUUCCCACUCUGUACCUCCCACGCACUCCCCCUACACACCCCACAUCCUCAUCCUGCUCACAGUCACCUUCCCCCUCCUCGCAUUCCUCAUCUCCCUACCCACCUUCCCCACCCGACUCGUAUUCCUCUUAGGCGGCUUGGCACCGUUUAUGGCUACCAACCCCUUGGUCCAAAGGGCUGUCAACAGGCUACGCAGCAACCCCCUGGUGGGCGUGGCCUUACGCAAAUUCGUACUCGAGAAGGUGGUGCCUACCAUUCGCACUGCAAUCUCAAUAGCACAAGAACGAACGCGGUGGCUGGUUAGUUUCUUGGGGUUGUUCCUCGGGCGUGGUCUCGGUAAACGCCCAUCAUCCCCUCCGAAGCAAAUCAAAGAUGCAGGGAGUCUAUUCGGACCCGGGGCAGGCACUACAGGGCCAGGCACAGGCAGUACCAACGAAAAAGAUAAAAUAUCCCUACUCCUCAAACAACCCCUCUCCACCGUCGUACAACGCAUAAUCGACAACGACAGGCUCACCGACAAGUGCUGGAAUUCGGAGAUGUGGGAGGUGGAGUUGUGGGAGAACGAGAGUAGCAACCUCACCUUCUCACUCGCCCCCGGCUGGUCCUUUGUCGAGACGGAAGAUUGGAGGAAGGACGUGGUGGGAGAGUGGAGUGGAGUUGGUUGUGAUGAAGACGGCUGGGUAUACACCAACGACGCGUGGUUAGGCGCACGUCCAGCACCGUACACCGCGGGUGGAGGGAGUGUUACACGCAGGAGGAGGUGGACGAGGCGGGUGUGGUUUGAUGUUGAGUUGGCUAAACUCGAGGAGGGGAAUGGGAAGAGUGCCAAGUAG